UCUUUCUCAAUUUCCUGAUAUAUGCAGAAGAUCCUGUGUCACACAGUGUGGUUGAAGCCGAAUUACCUGUUGUGGGAAAUGAUGUUGGUUUUUUAAUCUUUAGAUAUCCACCUAGAGGAUGGUUUGUGCUGAAACUCUUCUUUUUCUUAUGUGGUGUAAUAACUGGCAUGUUGAUUGGGAAGUUUAUAAUCCACAAGCGUUUUCUAUGGAGAUUUCUCAAACUGCGCAUGUUCCAUGUUUUGUCCCAUAAAGAAAAGAUUGAACGAAGUUAUGGAAUGGUGUUUUGGUAUUUUUGGCAUUGACAUUGUUUUGUGAAUGUUUAAAACUUCUGAUGAAGUAAUGAGUUGUUUAAUUACACGGAAUGAGCGCUGCACUGACUUUUAUAUAGUUUUGUAGUGGCUAUAGCAACAUUGUUUUUAAUUGAGGUAUAUUUGGCAUGCCUCAUUUUUUCUUACUUCAAAUUUGAUGUUUUCACGAAGUAGUUAUUCAUAAUCAAUCUAUAGUAUUUUUAACAUAGAUGAACUAAAAGUUUCAAUUUUAUUAGCACUUCUUUUUUGCAAAUGUUAACAUUGUCGUUUUUGACACGUUUAGCGUCAUUCUGAACACAUUCUGAACAUUGUCUAUUCAAUUGACAAAAAUAAAGAACUUUACAGUGUAGAUAAAACUAAAACCUCCUAUUGCUUUUGCUAUAUUCCUGUAGCCCAAAAAAAAAUACAGUCUUAUACUUUUUGACUUCCGUACUAGUUAUGACGCCAGAAUGAAUGAACAAACAUGGCGUCAAGAAAGUUUGCAGACGAGCACCACCUAACCUUCGUACUUAAAACUGGGCAACUUUCACACAACAAUGGGUGGAAUUUACGCCUUUCGAAUAUGGCUCUCGAAGACUUGGUGUUUUUGGAAAAACGUCACACUUUGGCGUAAAGUAUUACAAAGGCCGUUUAGUUACAGAGUAUGGCGAACCUCCAUUGCAUUUUCUGCCAGACAGGUGUAUGGGGAAGUGCUUUCAGCAUCAUAUUGAAUUCAUUGAAAGAAGAUGACGAUAAACGUGGAAAAAAUCACAAAGAUGAAUUAGUGUCUGCAAUCAAGAUAGAUGUUGAUAACUGUAAGACAGAAGAAAAUGACAGCGAAGACGAAGACAAAGACAACAAUAAACCCGAAGACGAAGUAGACAAUAAAGGUUGGGUGACGCAGAUGUUGAACCCCAAAAAUAUUUUUGCAACUCGCAAAGGAAAAGCCGCUGAAUGCUUUGACUUUUGCCGUGGACUCAAGUUAAAGAACAAAAACGGAACUGUUGGUGGUAAGGACGCUGUAUUCAAGAACAAAACCAUGUGUGUUGUUGAUAGUGGUAUAGCUUUCAAUUCACCAUUUCCUGUUCUACUGAGACCAGAAAGAAAAGUUGAAUUAAUUUUGUCGUUCGACUUCAGUCAAAGAGAUAAUGGAGACAAAGAACCUCCUUUUCAUGAACUGUUGAAAGCAGAGAAAUGGGCAAGAGAAAAUAAAUAUCCCUUUCCAAAUAUUAAAGAUAAUCCGGUGGUCAAAGAUUCAGAGGUCAAAGAUUCUGAAAUUCGUGAAUGUUAUGUAUUUGAAGAUGAAAAUGAUCCGAACUGCCCAACAAUUUUACAUUUUCCAAUUGUAAACAACUCAUUUCGAGAGUAUCUUAGCCCAGGUGUGAAGAGAGAGAAAGAUGACGACAUAGAGUUUGCAAACUUUGGCAUUUUUGACGACCCCGAUGAACCUUAUUCCUCCUUCAAAUUUGAAUACAAGCCCAAAACGUUCGAAAGAUUGCAUGAACUAAUGAAAUACAACACGCUCGUGAGCAUUGAUCUGAUCAAGGGAAAAAUAAUCGAUAUUGUAAAGUACAGGCGAAAGCACAGAAAGUAUGCUAAGAAACACUCAUUAAAGGAAAAAAAUGUUAACAAUAGUUUUAGUCCCUUCACUUGUAUACCAAUAUACCAAAAUAAUCCACAUCGUAUAAACCAACCUAACAUUUAAACUAUAAUUUGUUAGUGCCCGUUUAGAGUGUUAGUAGAUUAAUUUCUUUAUUAUAUGUUAUUUCACAGACUUACAUUUGUAUUACAUAAUAAGCGUGUAUGUAACUGAUGUAGUACUUACGUAGGAGUAAAGCUCAUAAAUAAAUAUGAUCAAAAGUUCAUAAUAA
Molecule: messenger RNA, 2158 nt
Organism: Xenia sp. Carnegie-2017
Lineage: Eukaryota; Metazoa; Cnidaria; Anthozoa; Malacalcyonacea; Xeniidae
Product: cytosolic phospholipase A2-like
Exons: 9
Coding region: 952-1992 (346 amino acids)
Biological process (GO): glycerophospholipid catabolic process
Cellular component (GO): nucleus; cytosol; endoplasmic reticulum
Molecular function (GO): calcium-dependent phospholipid binding; calcium ion binding
Source: RefSeq, a predicted model, not a curated record